This is a messenger RNA of Mus musculus (house mouse), 4597 nucleotides long. RefSeq names its product gastric inhibitory polypeptide receptor (gene Gipr). The record is from RefSeq and is a predicted model, not a curated record. Gene Ontology annotation, biological process: adenylate cyclase-activating G protein-coupled receptor signaling pathway; response to glucose; response to axon injury. Gene Ontology annotation, molecular function: transmembrane signaling receptor activity; peptide hormone binding; glucagon family peptide binding. The coding region runs from base 1784 to 3292 and encodes 502 amino acids. NCBI's taxonomy places the organism in Eukaryota, Metazoa, Chordata, Mammalia, Rodentia, Muridae. The transcript is spliced from 14 exons. Gene Ontology annotation, cellular component: plasma membrane; membrane.
CCAGGGAGGCUCCAGUCUGCUGCUUCAGUGCCUGUCUCCAGAGACUACCAAGGACCCUAGACAGAGGGCGGGAGCCAGUCAGAGACCUAGACCGUGACCUCUCUUCUUCUGUCUUCAUGUCUGUCCUACACUCCUGCCCUGUGUUCACCUAGAGUGGACUACGGCAGGGAAGGGACAAGGGUGCCUCUCUGUCUUCAGGAGCAUCUUUUAAACUUUAAUAUACAUUAUAUAUCUAUGUAUUUAUUGGUCCGUGUGUGCCUGUGUGCCGCUGCUGUGUACGAGUGGCGAUCAGAGAGCUUCGCUGGCAAGCACCUUCACCAACUGAGCCACCUUGCAGGCCUCCUUUGAAGAUUUUAAUUAGCAUAUAUGAAUUAUACACACCGUGUUUCACCGAGACAUUUUCACAUAUAAAUGCGUACAUAUAUGCAUGUAUGCAUUCUGUGUCUGGAUUGUAUCCACGCCCUCUUGCUCUCCGCCAUCCUGUUCUUUCUCAAUGCAUCCUCCCUCUGCUUGCGUGUUCCUGUGGGUUUCUUUCUUGUGAUUCAGUGCGUUUCCUUUGUGUUGCUCAGAGGAUCAUGGGUAAGGGCUGACUGGAAGGAGCAUGGUUUUCACCACGGAGGAAAAGGGCUCUGCUGCCCCCAGAAACCUUUAGCUAGCCUAUAGAUUCCAAGGACAGGGCGGAGCCUUGUCUCCCCUUCCCCUCAAGAUCAUCCUUCAGGCUCACCCUCUCUCACCGUCCCCUCUCUCUCCCAUCCUCUUUCCCUUCCUUCCCCUCCCCCUUCUCCAUCCUUUCUCUCUUCCCCUCUCUCUGAAAUUGUGUUUCACCAUGGAGUGGAGGCUGCCCUCAAGCUCAGUAUCUUCCUGCCUUAACCUUCCCCAACAUUGGGAUGACAGGCCUGAGUCUGUUCUAACUCUUCCCUUUCUGUCCCCCAUCUAUUCCUCUUCCUCCUCCCCCUCCCCUUCCUCUCCCUCCUCCUUCUCAUCUUCUUUGUGUGUGUGUGAUUUAUUUUGUUUUUCUUUUUUUUUUUUAAGUUUUAUUUACUUAAUUUAUGAGUACACGGUUGUUGUCUUCAGAAUGUCUCCAAAGAGGGCAUCAGAUCCCAUUACAGAUGGUUGUGAGCCACCAUGUGGUUGUUGGGAAUUGAACUCAGGACCUCUGGAAGAGCAGCCAGUGCUCUUAACUGCUGAGCCAUCUCUCCAGCUCCCUUAUUUUGUUUUUCGAAACAGAGUUUCUGUGUAGUUCUGGCUGUUCUGGAAUUCUCUCUGAAGACCAGGCUGGCCUCGAACUCACAGAGAUCCAUCUGCCUCUGCCUCUGCCUCUUUAGUGCUGGGAUCAAAGGCACUACCAUCGCCUGACCUCUCUCUGCUUCUUAUCUUUCUGGGUCUCAAGUUCUUUUCCUACCCUCUUACCACCCCAGUCCCAUCCCCUUCCUCCCUCUCCAGUCCAGUGACCUUCAUGCCCUCUUGAAGCCCGGCAGGAUCCAGCCCCAGCUGUCCACGAGGUGCUCUUCAAUUUCAGACCCUCUUCAAGCUCCACUUCAGGGACAGAUACUUUCCCAGGAUCCACAGGACGCCAGGAAUGUGGAGCAGAGAGCAGAGAGGUCCCCAGGGGCCAGGCGAGCUCUCUGGCAGGCGAGGCAGGGCAGCUGUGUCAGUGGAGAUUGCGAACAGGACUCCGUGCAGGUGAGCACUGACUUGGACUGAAGCCCAAGAGUUGGUUCUGCCUUGGGACCCUCCAGCCCAACUGCCUCCGAGUGGCCAGAGUUUCCAUCACCUUUCAAGGAUGCCCCUGCGGUUGCUGCUUCUGCUGCUGUGGUUGUGGGGACUCCAGUGGGCGGAGACAGACUCUGAGGGGCAGACCACCACGGGGGAGCUGUACCAGCGCUGGGAGCACUACGGCCAGGAGUGCCAAAAGAUGUUGGAGACCACAGAACCUCCCUCAGGCCUGGCCUGUAACGGUUCCUUCGAUAUGUAUGCCUGCUGGAACUACACGGCCGCCAACACCACUGCUCGGGUGUCUUGCCCCUGGUAUCUGCCCUGGUUCCGUCAGGUGUCUGCAGGCUUUGUCUUCCGCCAGUGUGGCAGUGAUGGCCAGUGGGGAUCUUGGAGAGACCACACUCAGUGUGAGAAUCCAGAGAAGAAUGGGGCUUUUCAGGACCAGACGCUGAUCCUGGAGCGCCUGCAGAUCAUGUAUACCGUGGGCUACUCCCUGUCCCUGACGACUCUGCUGCUAGCCCUACUCAUCUUAAGUUUGUUCAGGCGGCUGCACUGCACUCGUAAUUACAUUCACAUGAACCUGUUCACGUCUUUCAUGCUGCGGGCAGCAGCCAUCCUCACCCGAGAUCAGCUGCUGCCUCCACUGGGUCCCUACACUGGAGACCAGGCCCCUACCCCGUGGAACCAGGCCCUAGCUGCCUGCCGCACGGCCCAGAUCAUGACCCAAUAUUGUGUGGGAGCCAAUUACACCUGGCUACUGGUGGAGGGUGUUUAUCUGCACCAUCUGCUGGUGAUCGUGGGACGCUCAGAAAAGGGCCACUUCCGCUGCUACCUGCUUCUUGGCUGGGGGGCCCCCGCGCUUUUCGUCAUUCCCUGGGUGAUCGUCAGGUACCUGCGCGAGAACACACAGUGCUGGGAGCGCAACGAAGUCAAAGCCAUUUGGUGGAUCAUUCGCACUCCCAUCCUAAUAACCAUCUUGGUAGGGCCAGUCUCGCCUCCUCCAGGCUGUACUCAGGGAUUUCUCAUUCUGGGGAAGAGGAGCGCCAACCCCCUGUCCCACCCCAGAAACCGAAUGGCUUCUGGCUCAGUCUCUCUCUCCUCACAGAUCAAUUUCCUCAUCUUCAUCCGCAUCCUUGGCAUCCUUGUUUCAAAGCUGAGGACACGGCAGAUGCGCUGCCCCGACUACCGACUAAGGCUGGCUCGCUCCACGCUGACACUGGUGCCCCUGCUGGGUGUCCACGAGGUGGUGUUUGCGCCUGUGACGGAGGAACAGGUUGAAGGCUCCCUGCGCUUCGCCAAACUGGCCUUUGAAAUCUUCCUAAGUUCCUUCCAGGGUUUCCUGGUGAGCGUGCUCUACUGCUUCAUCAACAAAGAGGUGCAGUCGGAGAUCCGCCAGGGUUGGCGCCACCGCCGCCUGCGUCUCAGUCUUCAAGAGCAGCGUCCACGUCCGCACCAGGAACUCGCCCCCCGGGCUGUGCCUUUGAGCUCUGCGUGCCGAGAAGCUGCCGUUGGCAACGCCUUGCCCUCUGGGAUGCUGCAUGUGCCUGGGGAUGAGGUCUUGGAAAGUUACUGCUAGGUAAAGGGACCCCCGUGUCUGUACAGUUAGCAUGUAUUCAGAGCCUACUGUGUACCAGCCCCAAGUGGAGCAAUGCUGGGGAAAUGGAGGCGAAGGAACCGGAAAACAAGGUCCCCACGUGUAUAUAUUUGUGGAGGAAUCGUUUAUGAAAAGAAUUGAGGUGUCUAGGACAAUCAACUGGAAGGCAAUUGGGAUAGACAUGAUGCUUAGGUCAUGGGUCAUGUUUGAAAGAAGUGACUGGAGACCUCUUGAAGAGUUGGAGGACAAGAUUGCUGGCAGAUGGAACAGCAUUCAAAAAGGUCUUGGGAACAGGAAGAAUGGAGAAAGGCUUCCGUGGCUCCACUGGAAAAAGCGAGGGCCUCCAGAUGGGAAGAAGUGGGCAGGGGGUGCAGAAACUGGAAUUUCAUCCCAGGCUCACUGAAGAUUUGAUUAUUUUUACUUUACGUGUACGAUUGUUUUGUCUGUGUGUACGGAUGUACACCGCAGGCAUGCAGCCCCUGCAUAUGCUUGAAGGGCAGAAGACCCCUGGGACUGGAUGGUUGUCAGCCUCCAUGUAGGUUAACAGAACUCCAUCUCUCCAGCCCUCCACCCCCAAGAUUCUUAGCAGCAGUGUCUCCUGGGCUGUUUUCCAUGGUUCUCUGUUCGUUAUUAGGGGCAGUGAGUUGGGAGCCCAGUGAGAGGAAUGUAGGUGGCUGGACCAGAACGGAGGCCACAGAGAGGUGGGAAGGAUUUGUUGAGGGAUCCCAGGAUCAAAGGAGACUGCCAUGACCAAAGGAGAGAGGUUCAAAGGCUCUGGGGUGGGAGGCUCUUUGCCUGUGUUAGGCUGUGGGAGAAGCCGAGCAGCAGGACACAGAGCUAUAUGAGUGAGAGCUGGCAGCCAAGCAAGAGGGCCUGGGGUCAGUGAGGUAGACAGAUCCUUCCGCCUCCCAGACACACCCACCCCCACCCCACAGCCAUUCACACCACACCCCUCCUUUAUUAGUAGCGGCUGCUGGAUUUUUCCCCAAGGUUCCCAGAAAGAUGUGUCUCAUAGCUGACUCACACUCCACGAUUUAAGACUUUGGCUUCUGGUGGAGUGGAGACUGUAGUAAAUCAAGCUUCUUUACGGAGUGGGAGGAGGCCAGGCUAGAAAGGGAGAUGACUAGGGUGUGUGUGAGGUCGUCUGCUGUAGAUGAGUGAGGCUCAACUGGAGCAAUGUGUUGGCGCAAAAACCCCACGAACACCACACUGCUACUGUACCCUGCCCUGAGCUAAUCUCUAUUGAAAUCUAAGACAUAUGUACAAUUAAAGUCGUGCAUGUGAGCA